This is a messenger RNA of Schizophyllum commune H4-8, 863 nucleotides long. RefSeq lists its product as uncharacterized. Bases 132 to 677 code for a protein of 181 amino acids. The record is from RefSeq and is a predicted model, not a curated record. The transcript is spliced from 5 exons. Lineage: Eukaryota; Fungi; Basidiomycota; Agaricomycetes; Agaricales; Schizophyllaceae.
GACAUCGUGGGAAAUUCCUUGUCAUAUCAAGGCCACGACGCAACCCGUCCUCCUUGCUCUCGACGACCACCAGCCCAUUUUCCAUCCACGACCUUUCCCGACGCCAAUCAUCGUGAGUGUCGGUGCUUGCGAUGUCUGCCACCGACAAGCUCCAGCAGCACCCCGCCGUCCAGCAGGCGCAGGUCAAGGCUCAGUACUACCUUGGCCAGCUCGACAAGGAGUUGACGAAGUAUCCCGUCUUGAACUCGCUUGAGGCGCGUUCCCAAGUUCCAAAAACGUAUAUCGUCAUCGGCAGCGUUACCCUCCUCGCCGCUCUGCACCUCAUCAACAGCCUUGCGGCGCCGGUAUCGAACCUGGUCGGCUGGGCCCUCCCCGCGUACCUCUCCUUCAAGGCGAUCGAGAGCCCGAGCGCGCAGGACGACAUCCAGUGGCUGACGUACUGGGUCGUGUUCGGCUUCUUCACGUUCACCGAGAGCUUCGCUCUGCGCGUCGUCCUCUACUACUUCCCGUGGUACUUCGCCUUCAAGACCCUCUUCAUCAUCUGGCUUCAGCUUCCCUACUUCCGGGGUGCCCAGACCACCUACAUCACGUUCCUCAAGCCUCUGCUCGCGCAGAUCAGCUCCUCUCGCGUCGUUGCCCCGACGUCGCCCGAGACCACCUCGGCUGCCGCUGAGUAAAUAGCUGGCGUGUAGGUGCGGACCGACGAGGAUAUACGACGGGAGAUCGUUGGUCAUGUACUUGUGUCUUGUUCGCCGUUUUCACUUCAUGCGUACCUAUCCUUGCCUAUUCACGUUACCUGGUUCAUAGAACGAACAUUUACUUUCACGUGUCAGUUUCGUAAUGAUCAUGACUUCAGAGACAUG